GCCUCUCUCUUUCUCUCUCCUCCGAGAAUUCGCCCAAACCCCUCGUCCUCCAGAAAGACUGAGGAAAAUGCAGAGGAAAAUGAGAGAGAUGCGCUUGAAUGUCCUGAGGCAGAUCCGCAGCCAAGAGCAGAAGAUCGCCGCUGCAAACGAUCUCGUCUCCCGAUCAUUGGAUCCGAACAAGCGAACGGUCGAGAUCACCGUUCAACGACAUGUUGAAUUAGGCAAACUCAGGGAACAGUUGAGAGAAUUGGAGGAUGAGCUGGCCACAUGCACAGCAGCCAACAAUGCCAACAUUGAGAAGCAGAGGCGUACUACAAAAUCUAUUUCUACUACAAGGGCUCGGUACGAGGAGCUGAAAAAUGUUGUGGAGGAGCAGAAGAGCAAGAACGAAGAAUAUGAGGCUAUAUUAUCCAAAGAACUGGAAGCCUUGAAAGCAUUGGAGGAAAAGAAUAAUGAAAUCCAGACGUACAGGAAAGGACAAGAAGAGGUCAUUACAUGGUACAAAACAGUUCUUGGCAUUAGAAUCGUGACUUGCAAUGGUAUCAAAUUCAUAUUCACCAACAUUGAUGCAGAGGCUCCAGAUAAGGAGUUCUCUUUUACUAUCAAAUACUCUCAGGGUGCCUACACAUUAAUGGAUUCCAAUCCAUAUGUGGAGGACACUGAAAAUUUGAUUCAUGAGCUGAACCAGACAAAUGGCCUAUUCAAAUUUGUGAGAUUAAUGAGAGAGAAGUUCCAGGCAGCUGCAUUAUCAGGAAAUGUAUGUGAACCUGCUUCUGUUCCCCAAGAAUCUGUUUCAGUUACUAGCUUGGCUCCUGCAUCCUCCUUUUCCUUUUCAAUGGAGGAUAACAGUGGCCCUCUCCUGCAGCAAUCAGAGCAUACCUCAUCCUUCUUCCGAUUAAAUGAUGAAGUAGAGAAGAAAAAUCUCCUAGUAGUUUCAAAGUUAGCUACUCCAUUAUCCAAUUCAAAAUCACCUUCCACUGCUCGUAGGUCUUCCCGUCUUCAGGAAAGGGUUCAUUACAGGUGAGCUUCAGUUUGCAACCAGAUCACUUAAAUGCCCAAUUGCAGUUUAUGAUCCUGCAGAAAAUGGUGAUACAUUGCUGGCUUCACCAAGGAUUAUCAACUUCUAUUCACAAGACAAGGAUACAUUACAGUUGCACACCAUGCUUUGUAAAUUGUGAAUAGUGUGACCUGUCUACAUGCAAUGAAACAGUGAAUUUUUUGUACAAUUAGCAAAAAGUUGAAUGCACAAUGUAACAUUAUUUCGUACAAAUUAUAAUCAUUUCACCCCUUUACUUUUCCUA
Molecule: messenger RNA, 1301 nt
Organism: Nymphaea colorata (pocket water lily)
Lineage: Eukaryota; Viridiplantae; Streptophyta; Magnoliopsida; Nymphaeales; Nymphaeaceae
Product: kinetochore protein SPC25 homolog
Exons: 9
Coding region: 68-1024 (318 amino acids)
Biological process (GO): chromosome segregation
Cellular component (GO): Ndc80 complex
Source: RefSeq, a predicted model, not a curated record